Dromaius novaehollandiae (emu) is the source of this 1803-nucleotide messenger RNA. RefSeq names its product HSPB1 associated protein 1 (gene HSPBAP1). Gene Ontology annotation, molecular function: 2-oxoglutarate-dependent dioxygenase activity. Lineage: Eukaryota; Metazoa; Chordata; Aves; Casuariiformes; Dromaiidae. The coding region runs from base 369 to 1754 and encodes 461 amino acids. The transcript is spliced from 9 exons. The record is from RefSeq and is a predicted model, not a curated record.
UCCUUCCUGCCCGCCCGCCCGCCGCCGAGGGGAGGCGGGACGCGGCGGCGGGCAGAAAGGCGCCGGGCUGGGCCGCGCCACCGGCUCUCCGUCCCCUCGGCGCUCGCUUCCCUCCCGCCUUCCCUCCCGCCCUGCGCGGGGCGGCGCCGCCGGCAUGGCCGGGCCCGCGGGCCGCCCGCCGCCCGCGCCGGCUGCACCUGCACAUGCAGUUGUGCCUGCACAUGGACUUUCUGCCGUGUCUGAACUUGCUCCCUGUGGGUAUACUAACCUUUUGCUUGGAAACCCAUAGAGUCUUCUUCCUGGGGUAGUGAAGACCAUAUGGUGCAGAUGUCAAACCAUUCACUCCUGAGAAAGCCAAGGAAGUUGUGAUGUCUCUGCAGCAACCUGCAGUCUUCUGUAACAUGGUUGACGAUUGGCCAGCCCUGCAAUGGAAUACGAAAUACCUGUCUGCGUUGUUGGAUGGAAAGACAAUACAGUUUAGGAUAGGCCUGAAGACAAUGGAUUUAGUUCCCCAGUUUGAAACCAGGUGUAGCUACGUGGAGGCUACACUUCAAGAGUUUUUGGCUUGGAGUUGUGGAGAGCCUUCCUGCCUCUCUGGACCAUUCAGUUGUUAUGAAUACUCCAAAUAUUGGGCUUAUGCUGACUACAAAUACAUUGCCAGGUUAUUUGAAGACAAGGCAGAAGUUUUCCAGGAUAUCAAGUGGUCUGACUUUGGUUUUCCUGGAAGAAAUGGAAAAGAGAGCACACUGUGGAUUGGUUCUGAAGGAGCAAACACUCCGUGCCAUUUGGACUCUUAUGGCUGCAAUUUAGUGUUACAAGUACAGGGAAGGAAAAGAUGGCACCUCUUCCCACCUGGUGACACCAGUUUCCUUUAUCCCACUAGAAUCCCUUAUGAGGAAUCCAGCAUAUUCAGCAAAGUCAAUGUUGCCAAUCCUGAUCCGAAAUGCUUUCCUGAGUUUAGGAACGCAACAGCCCAUGUUGUUACACUAGGUCCAGGACAGGUCCUGCUUGUUCCAAGGCACUGGUGGCACUACGUGGAAUCCAUUGACCCUGUCACUGUCAGCAUAAACUCUUGGAUUGAACUGGACGCAGACCAUGAAGCCCGUGUAGAAGAAGCAAUAACUCGAACACUGGUGUGUGCCAUAAAAUCAGCAGAAAAUCCCAGCAGUGCAGAUCUUUGGCUAAAUCCCACAGAGGUUGAGGCAACAUCCCAUGACAUCAAUCUUCAGUACCUAAAUAGUGCAGUGUCUGCAUAUUUCAAGAGUCGAAAGGCAAGUGUGUCAGAGGAGGCACAUCCCAGCAGCAUCAGUGCAGAGAAAAUGACAAGUGCCUCACACAAGAGGAGGAAAAGGCAAGUUGGCACUGAACCAGAGGGCUGCAAAUUACUAACCCAUGAAGCUGACUUUUCAACAGUUAAGGCAGAAAAGUUACAGAAAAUACCUUUUGGGCCUCAUCUUAUUCAAGUUUUACCUCAGUCUCAAGAAACAAGCUCAAAGGGUGCAAGAGCAGUUGAAAGUGACUACAGAGAUCUUAUCCAUGGAAAUGAAGGAGGACAUUUUGGAAAAUUACACUGUGCCAGGAAGCAAUUGGUAAUGAGUAAUGACUGUGAAACGCCUGCAAAUCAAAUGGAUUCAGACGGCAGUCCAAAUGCCUCACAAACAACCCUUUCUACCAAUGAUUUGCUGGACUGUUUGGUUAAUCCACGUGUCAUCAGUUUAGUGGCUCAGCUGCUGUUGGAGAGAACAAGAAUUUAAUGCUGGAGUGCUGUAUCAUUUCUGAAAUAAAUCAAAUGGUAGCCUCCUG